This is a messenger RNA of Choloepus didactylus (southern two-toed sloth), 1218 nucleotides long. RefSeq names its product glutathione peroxidase 4 (gene GPX4). NCBI's taxonomy places the organism in Eukaryota, Metazoa, Chordata, Mammalia, Pilosa, Megalonychidae. Gene Ontology annotation, biological process: response to oxidative stress. The transcript is spliced from 7 exons. Gene Ontology annotation, molecular function: glutathione peroxidase activity. The record is from RefSeq and is a predicted model, not a curated record.
GCUGGGGGUGCAGGCGGCUAGCGGGGCUCCGCGGGGCGGCCGGUCCUGUGCGCGCCGGGCGCUGGCCCCGAGGCGGGGCCGGCAGAGGGGGGACACUCGGGUCACGCGCCGCGCCUCCGCGCCCUCCCCCCGGGCCCGUGCGGCGACGUCACACAGCGGCCCCGGGCGCCUGGAGACGCGCCCUUUGUCCCCGCGGCGCCGCGCGCCGGGCACAGGCGGGCACACAGCCGCCGGCAUGGGCCGCGGGAAGCGGCGGGGCUGCCGGGGCGGGUGGCGGGCCGGAUGCGCCAGGCGCCAGCCCCGGCUGCGGAAGGCCAGUAGGCGGAAGACCCGGGCCUGUCGGCGCCACAGAGCGCAACCCCGGCGGAAGAGACGCAGCUGCGAAAGGCCGGAGCCGGCGGCGCCCGCCGGGAUCCCGCAGCCGUGCGGGAUCCCGGAGCCCUGCGGCGUUCCAGACCCUCUGACCACCUUCGAUGAUUCUCCUUGCGCAUCCCGGGACGACUGGCGCUCUGCCCGCUCCAUGCACGAGUUCUGCGCCAAGGACAUCGACGGGCGCAUGGUGGGCUUGGACAAGUACCGGGGCUCCGUGUGCAUCGUCACCAAUGUAGCCUCUCAGUGAGGCAAGACCGACGUAAACUACACUCAGCUCGUCGACCUGCACGCCCGAUACGCUGAGUGCGGUUUACGCAUCCUCGCCUUCCCCUGCAACCAGUUCGGGAGGCAGGAACCAGGGAGCAACGCUGAAAUCAAAGAGUUCGCAGCCGGCUACAACGUCAACUUCGACAUGUACAGCAAGAUCUGCGUGAAUGGGGACGACGCCCACCCCCUGUGGAAGUGGAUGAAAGUCCAGCCCAAGGGGAGGGGCAUCCUGGGGAAUGCCAUCAAAUGGAACUUCACUAAGUUCCUCAUUGACAAGAACGGCUGUGUGGUGAAGCGCUAUGGUCCCAUGGAGGAGCCCCUGGUGAUAGAGAAGGACCUGCCCUGCUAUCUCUAGUUCUGCAAGUGUGUGCCGCCCCCGAGCCCCCUGCCCGCACCCCCGCCCGCAGUCCCAGAGCCUUCCGCCCGGCACCCAUGACGGCCUGUCUGCAAACCAGCCCGCUGGUGGGGCAGACCCGAGAAUCCGGCGUGCAGCCCCCGCCGAAGGAAGGACCCUGCAGUGGGCGCAGCGCGGUGCCCCCAACCCUGGCUACCUUGUGGGAAUAAAACGUACAAACAGGC